CAAAUCCGCCCACACGAGGCUUCUGCCUAAGGGGAAUUUACAUAUCCAUUGCUUAUUGGCUGCUGGCAAGCACUCGCUCUUCUCAUUGGCUGACGACGUCGGACGGAGUUCUGCGUAGGAUGCUCGCCGGGUGUCGGGACCCAGUAGGGUCACGGUCACCUAUAUUUCCGCUUCCGGUUUACCUCCGGAGUCAUGGCGACCGCGCGGGGGCCUAGGUACCUAUUGACAUCAGGCAGAUGGUGCCACGGCCUUCAAGGAGUUCCCCAGACCCGGGCGCUCGCCGCCCUCGUGCCUGGCGUGACCCAGGUAGAUAACAAGUCCCAUUUUCUGGAGAAGAGACCCCAUCGCCAACACCCUGGCAUCCUGCAACUGCCACACGUACGGCUACCGGAGGCAUUGGCUAACGCUGCGCGAUUGCUGUUGCAUGAGAGCGCAAUGCCCAAUGUGGAGAAACAGGUGCAAGCACUGACCAAUUAUCUCUGGAGUCGACAUUUGCCUGUAGAGCCAGAGGAGUUGCAAAAACGGGCAAUGCAACUUGAGAAAAAAUUCCUGGAAGACCCAGACACACCUCAGACAGAGGAGAAACUUCACAGGGCAGUGCUACAUGCCCUGCGCAAAACUACCUACCAUUGGCAAAAACUGAGCUACAAUGAGGGACUCAGCCUGGUGUAUAUGGCAGCAAGACUGGAUGGUGGCUUUGCAGCAGUCUCCAGAGCAUUCCAUGAGAUCAGGGCUCGAAUUCCAGAGUUUCAGCCACAAACCCUGAUGGACUUUGGCUCGGGUACUGGUUCUGUCACCUGGGCUGCUCACAGUACUUGGGGCCAGAGCCUACAUGAGUAUAUGUGUGUGGACAGUUCAGCUGCUAUGUUGGAUUUGGCAGAAAAACUACUGAAAGAUGGUUCAGAUUCUGGGGAGCCUCAUAUUCCAGGUGUCUUUUUCAGACAGUUUCUACCAGUAUCACCCAAGGUACAAUUUGAUGUGAUAGUAUCAGCCUUUUCCUUAAGUGAACUGCCCAGCAAGGCUGACCGUACUGAGGUAAUUCAAACCUUGUGGCGCAAGACAAGUCAUUUCCUGGUAUUAGUGGAGAAUGGAACAAAAGCUGGGCACCGCCUUCUCAUGGAUGCCAGGGACCUGGUCCUUAAGGUAAGAGAGAAGUCACCUUUGGACCCUCGACCUGGUUUUGUCUUUGCACCUUGUCCCCAUGAACUUCCUUGUCCGCAGUUGACAGCCUCUAAGCCCUUGGCCUGUAGCUUAUCCCAGGCUUACCAUCCCAUCCCCUUCAGCUGGAACAAGAAACCAAGGGAGGAAAGGUUCUCUAUGGUGAUUCUUGCCCGGGGAGCUCCAGAGGAGGCUAAUCGCUGGCCCCGAAUCACUCAACCUAUCCUUAAGCGCCCUCGCCAUGUGCAUUGUCACCUGUGCUGUCCAGAUGGGCAUAUGCAGCAUGCUGUGAUCACAGCCCGCCAGCAUGGCAGGGAUUUGUAUCGGUGUGCUCGUGUCAGCUCCUGGGGAGAUCUUUUACCUGUGAUCACUGCAUCUGAGCUUUCUCCAUCCUCUGCUGAAGAUCCUCCUGAAAAUUGACAAGGAUAUGUAACAAGUUUUUUCUUCUAUCAUGUUUGCUGAGACUGAAGCUACCUGGCAUCCAGGGUGGGAAUGCUGGUACUCCCAUAUGUCUGUGUUUGAGAUUUUAAUAAUAACAACAAUAAAUUUUUAAAGAAGGGAA
Messenger RNA from Carlito syrichta (Philippine tarsier), 1720 nucleotides. RefSeq names its product methyltransferase like 17 (gene METTL17). The record is from RefSeq and is a predicted model, not a curated record. NCBI's taxonomy places the organism in Eukaryota, Metazoa, Chordata, Mammalia, Primates, Tarsiidae. Gene Ontology annotation, cellular component: mitochondrial small ribosomal subunit. Gene Ontology annotation, molecular function: methyltransferase activity; structural constituent of ribosome. The transcript is spliced from 14 exons. The coding region runs from base 193 to 1578 and encodes 461 amino acids. Gene Ontology annotation, biological process: translation.